This is a messenger RNA of Arvicola amphibius (Eurasian water vole), 1619 nucleotides long. It is a transcript of the gene Lrrc74a, whose product is annotated as leucine rich repeat containing 74A. Lineage: Eukaryota; Metazoa; Chordata; Mammalia; Rodentia; Cricetidae. The transcript is spliced from 15 exons. Gene Ontology annotation, molecular function: protein binding. Bases 1 to 1410 code for a protein of 469 amino acids. The record is from RefSeq and is a predicted model, not a curated record.
AUGGACUAUUUUGAUGAUGAGCCUCUUGAGUCUGAGACCAAAGAUGAGACAGAAACCACACCAUCACUGCAGAACAGUGAUGACAUCCUCUACUGCGAAGCCGAGGCCCCUCCCAGUGUUGAGAAAGAGAAACCCACCAGGGAGGACUCAGAAACCGACUUGGAAAUUGAAGACACAGAGAAAUUCCUCACCAUCGGACAGAAGGAACUGUACCUGGAGGCCUGCAAAUUGGUGGGCGUAGUGCCUGUCUCCUACUUCAUCCGGAACAUGGAGGAGUCCUGCAUGAACCUCAACCAUCAUGGGCUGGGCCCCAAGGGUACCAAGGCCAUUGCUAUAACUCUGGUGUCCAACACAACAAUCCUCAAACUGGAGCUGGAAGACAACGCCAUCAUGGAGGAAGGCGUCUUGAGUCUGAUGGAGAUGCUCCAUGAGAAUUACUACCUCCAGGAGCUGAACAUGUCUGACAAUAACCUUGGUUUGGAGGGAGCCAGGAUCAUCUCAGACUUCCUCCAGGAAAACAAUUCUUCACUCUGGAAACUGAAACUUUCAGGAAACAACUUCAAGGAGGAAUCUGCCGCGCUUCUAUGCCAAGCCCUGUCGUCCAAUUACCGAAUUAGGUCACUGAACCUCAGCCACAACCAAUUCUCUGACAUAGGAGGGGAACAUCUGGGACAGAUGCUAGCCCUCAAUGUAGGGCUCCAGUCGCUGAACCUAAGCUGGAAUCACUUCCACAUUCGGGCAGCUGUGGCCCUGUGUAACGGUCUCCGGUCUAACGUGACCCUGAAGAAACUGGACGUGUCCAUGAAUGGCUUUGGGAACGAAGGAGCUCUGGCCCUGGGGGAUGUCCUCAGACUCAACAGCUGUCUGGUCUACAUAGACGUCAGCAGCAAUGGCAUCACCAAUGAGGGCGCCUCCAGAAUCAGCAAGGGACUAGAAGUCAACGAGAGCCUCCAAGUGCUGAAGCUUUUCCUGAACCCUAUGAGUAUGGAGGGGGCAGUUUUUCUCAUCAUGUCCAUCAAGAGGAACCCCAAAUCCAGGAUGGAAGAGCUUGACAUUUCUAACAUUCUGGUAACAGAGCAAUUUGUGAAAGUCCUGGAUGGGGUCUGUGCCAUUCACCCCCAGCUGGAUGUGAUAUACAAGGGAUUGCAGGGUCUCUCCAGCAAGAAAACCGCCUCUCUGUGGACCAACCCCAUGAAACUGAUCCAGAACUACACAGACCAACAGAAGAUCUCAACUGUGGAGUUCUUCAGGAGCUUGAAUCCAGCGGGAUCAAUGAUAAUGCCUGUGGGGGACUUUCGGAAAGCCAUAAUACAGCAAAACAAGGUCCCCAUCAACCGGUACCAGGUCAGGGAGCUCCUAAAGAAACUGGAAGAGAAGAAGGGCAUGGUGGACUUCAGCUGCCUUACAUAGCAAGACUGGAACAAGACACUGGGACCCGUGCCUGAGGAACGCCAGCCCACGUGACAAAGGGACAAUGUUUGGGCCUCCAAGGCGCCUGUCAGAGACAGAAGCCCGCAAGAACUGGCCUCAUCCCUGAGAGUCCUGCUGAGACGCCACCUCUCCGUGUUGUGUUCUACUUUGCCCAGCAGGCGACGCUCUGACCUUACAAGUCCUCCAUU